CUGCUGACAACACAGCGUCUCCUUUGUCUUAUCAUUUCUUUCUCUCUCUUUCUCUCUCUGUCUCUCUUAAUCAUCAUAAUCCUCAUAAUCGUCACCUCCAUUCAUUUCUCUGUCUGUCUGUCUCUCUCUCUCUCUCUCUACAUUUAUCACUUUCUUUCACACACAGCCCCAUCUUCUCUUUCACUUUGCUCUUCCAUCCCAGUCAAUUCUUUUUUAUUUUUUUUUUUUCAGAACAGAGCAGAGCCGAGCCAGGGCAGGGGCAGUGCCAGUGCAGUUGAUGAUGUUGAUGAUUACGCUCGUCUGCUUAUCUUCUCUUUCUUCUUUACUGCCUGCUUUUCUUUGAAUCUUAUUUUCUUUUUCUUGGGUUUUUGGGUUUCAGAAAUUAUAGUGAAUAAACAAAGGAAUUAAGAUCAAAUCUGAAGGGCAGCACUAACUCAUAGAAAUUCACUUUCUGGGCUUUCUAUCUUUCCAGUUGUCGACUGUCCUUUCUUUUCUCCCACUUAUUGACAUCCCAUAACCUUCGCCUUCCACCAAAACUUGUCUUUGUGCUUUCUCUCUGUCUGUCUGUCUCUCCCGCAUAAGCCACUUCCGCACCUCUCAUGACGAGUGAGUGUGAAUGAGGGAGGAAGAAAGUAGAGAGAAAUCGAGUGAAUUGUAUAGAAGAAGUCGAGGAAGAUCCGCUGGAUCGUUUAUCGCUACGAGGACUUUUAAAUUGAACAAUCUUUCAGAAUUUGGAAAUAGAAGCACAAGUCCAUUGGAAGAUUAAAGAUGCAAGAAGGAGGAGUAUCUAAAUCCCAGUACGGAGUGUCAGCCGAGAUGGGCAGUAGUACUCCUGCCAUGGCUGCUACUGCUGCAGCAACAUCAGUAGGUCAGCCGGUGGGUAUGGAAAGCGAGCAAUCCCAGCUGGUAGAAGCCGCCUCGCCUAUUAGCAGCCGGCCUCCUGCCUCUGCAGCUAUGAAUUUGGAUGAGCUGAUGCCUCUACAGAGCGGUGGUGCGGGUGCAGAUGAGGAUGCACUCGCUGCCGCUGUCGGAGAUGGAGGAGGUGUUGGCGGCGGAAAUCGGUGGCCUCGUCAAGAGACCUUGGCACUUCUCAAGAUUAGGUCGGAGAUGGAUGCAGUCUUCCGUGAUGCCACACUCAAGGGUCCCCUCUGGGAAGAUGUUUCUAGGAAGCUGGCGGAGCUGGGAUACAAAAGGAAUGCAAAGAAAUGCAAGGAAAAAUUCGAAAACGUCCACAAGUACUACAAGCGAACAAAGGAAGGCCGAGCUGGUCGUCAAGAUGGGAAAAGCUACAAGUUUUUCAGCGAGCUUGAGGCUCUCCAUAGCUCAGCUGCCAGUAGUAGCGUCGCCGGCAAAAACGCCUCGGCUUCCCUCCUAGUGCCGCCGGCGACAGCUACCGUCACAAUUAACCCAGUGGUUGCUCCUGUUUCCACUGGGACCGACAUCGGUGGCAUGAUCAGCAGCCCCAUGCCGAUCUCAUCCAAUAUCAGACUUCCCCAAGUCCUUCCAGGUCUCGGCAUGUUUCCUCCUGAUCCUAGUGCGGCAGUGCUUGCACCGGCUGUCGUUUCUGGAUCUGUCAUAGCACCAGCAGCCCAGCCUAUCGGUGUCAGCUUCUCAUCUAACAGCUCUUCAUCUUCUCCGGGCUCCGAUGAAGACGAUGAUGACGAGGAGGAGAGCCUAGAGGUGGAGCCAUCGAACGUAGGAAGCAGCCGCAAGCGUAAACGGGGGUCCAAAAAAGCUGGCGGCAGCAGUGACACCCGCAGAAUGAUGGAGUUCUUCGAGAAUCUAAUGAAACAGGUAAUGCACAAGCAAGAAGUCAUGCAGCAGAGAUUUUUGGAGGCAAUAGAGAAGAGAGAGCAAGACAGGAUGAUAAGAGAAGAAGCUUGGAAGAGACAAGAGAUGGCUAGGCUGGCCCGCGAGCACGAGCUCAUGGCUCAGGACCGGGCCAUCUCUGCUUCCAGGGAUGCCGCUGUAGUCGCUUUUCUACAAAAGAUUACUGGCCAGCCCAUCCAACAACCUACACCUGCAAGCAACAGUCCUGCUGCCCCACCACCGGCUGUGCCACCUUCUCAUGUCCCCUCGCCAGUGCCGGCGGCGACGCAACCACCACAACCGUCACAGCAGCAGCAGCAACAACAGCAGCAGCAGCAGCAACAACAGCAGCAAGCUCUACAACAUUCUCAUCGACAUACCCAAGUAGUGAUGGCAAUCCCAGAACAACAGGUACUACCACAGGAAAUAAUUAGUGGGGGAGGAGGGAGCUUUGAACCUGCUUCCUCGAGAUGGCCUAAGGUAGAGGUUCUUGCACUUAUAAAGUUGAGGAGUGGACUUGAAUCGAGGUAUCAGGAGGCAGGGCCCAAGGGCCCACUUUGGGAAGAAAUUUCUGCAGGGAUGCAGCGGAUGGGCUACAAGAGGAAUGCCAAGAGGUGCAAGGAAAAAUGGGAGAACAUCAAUAAGUACUACAAGAAGGUAAAGGAAAGCAACAAGAAACGUCCCGAAGAUGCCAAAACCUGUCCUUAUUUUCACGAACUAGAUGCUCUUUAUCGGAAAAAGAUACUUGGCAGCUCUAGCAGUGGUGGCAGCGGCAACAGCAGUUUCCUUGAUCAGAACAGGCGGCAGCUGCAGCAGCAACAACCAGAGAACAUAGAAUUGGAUCCAAGCGUUGCCCCAGAAAUUGCACCACUGCCACAACCACAAACUACACUUGCCAGUACGGAGUCAGAUAACAAAAAUGGAUCAGCUAGUACAGAUGUACAGGCCCAGGCAAGCAGCAUUGCUUUGCCAGAAGGCCUCUUUGGAGAAACAAUUGGAGGGGCUCCCAAAAAGCCAGAAGACAUUGUGAAGGAGUUAAUGGAGGAGCGGGAGCAACAUCAUCAACCACAACAACGACUAAUUCUAGAUGAAUAUGAUAAAAUUGAGGAUGCUGAUAGCGACAAUAUUGAUCAAGAGGAAGACGAAGAUGAAGACGAGGACGAAGACUUGGAAGAGGAGGGGAAAAUGGAUUAUAAGAUAGAGUUUCAGAGACAGAAUGCAGGGCCCCCUAAUGGAGGAGGAAAUGGGGCACCCUCCUUUUUGGCCGUGGUUCAAUAGAGCUCCACAUCCAUGGCCAAUGGUGAUCAGGUCCUCCUCGCCAAAACUGUAUCAUAUAUAUACAAAUAUAUGUAUACAUGCAUAUAUAUAUAUAGAUGCAUAUAUAUAUGCAUAUAUAUGUAGAGAGAGAGAGAGAGAGAGAGAGAGAGAGAGAGAGAGAGAGAUAGAGGUUCAGAAGUUCACAUCAUGGAAGAUCCCUAGCUAACUUCCGAGAGGAAAGCUUGAUAAUUUUAAUUCUUUCUAACUUCCAUCACCAUUACCUUCUUCCAUUUGUCGGUAGCUUUGUCAAGGAGGGAAACCUUGGAUCGAUGGCAGUGUACCAGAUUUUUCUAAUUUAUUGAUUUGUUGGUGAAUAAACCGUUUCGAAAGGCAAACGGGAGCAAUAUUUGAAUUGAGAGAGAAAUAAGCUUGCCCAGCAUGCAGCAGCUGCGUCAUCUUCUUCAUCUUCAUCAAUGCACGUGUUACACACGAGCAUGGAGAGUUAAGAGAAUGAAAGGCAGAUAGCUAGGUUUGAAAGCAGAAGAAGCAGAUCAUCAUGUACUUUCAGGUUUCUAAUUUUCUAUUUUAUUUUUUAGAACUUUGCUUUUUUUCUUCCAUGCUUGGUUUGGACGAAGAAAGAUAGUGCAUGGGUAUUCAGAUAUUCAUCCUUAUUAUUCAAUUUGUAAUAACUCCAAUUGCCAA
Molecule: messenger RNA, 3768 nt
Organism: Juglans microcarpa x Juglans regia
Lineage: Eukaryota; Viridiplantae; Streptophyta; Magnoliopsida; Fagales; Juglandaceae
Product: trihelix transcription factor GTL1-like
Exons: 3
Coding region: 769-3087 (772 amino acids)
Source: RefSeq, a predicted model, not a curated record